Zingiber officinale is the source of this 1711-nucleotide messenger RNA. Its product is annotated as photosynthetic NDH subunit of subcomplex B 3, chloroplastic-like. The transcript is spliced from 6 exons. NCBI's taxonomy places the organism in Eukaryota, Viridiplantae, Streptophyta, Magnoliopsida, Zingiberales, Zingiberaceae. Gene Ontology annotation, molecular function: 2 iron, 2 sulfur cluster binding. Gene Ontology annotation, cellular component: mitochondrion. Bases 32 to 532 code for a protein of 166 amino acids. The record is from RefSeq and is a predicted model, not a curated record. Gene Ontology annotation, biological process: P450-containing electron transport chain.
UCGAUCGCGUUCGGCUUCACCUUGACGAGUAAUGGCCGCUGCGAGCUCCUUUCUCUCUCUGUUCCCCAGAUCGAGCCCUCCUUCCGAAUUGCCAGCCCGUUUCUCGUCUCAUCUGCAGAGGAAGCUUUCCUUGAUCCCUCGCGCGGCGAUUCCCUCCUCGAACCCCUCGUCGCCGGUGACGGUGGAGCCUCUUCCCCAGAUCGAGCUCGAGUUUUUCGGACCAAAACCCAGGCCCGAUGGAGCAUACCCAGUCGAGAGGGCGACCGCGAUCAGUGGAGAGAAGCUUCUCCGCAACAUUAUGCUCGACAAUAAGAUCGAGCUCUACGCCGCCUAUGGGAAGGUGAUGAACUGCGGAGGCGGUGGGAGCUGCGGUACUUGCAUUGUGGAGAUUCUUGAUGGCGAGGAGCUUCUUAAUGAGAGAACAAACACUGAAAAGCGAUAUCUGAAGAAUAAACCUGAAUCUUGGAGGCUCGCCUGUCAAACUAUUGUUGGGAACAAGGAGAACUCGGGCAAGGGAUUGUGGAUGUCCUAAGAGCAUCCAUCAUCAUUGUUGGAGCUUUUAGAAAAAGAUAGAUUUGUUAUCUUAGUAGCUUUCUUAGUAUUGGUCCCAUGAAUAUGGAGGGAAGUAAAUACAGAUAUAUAGGUUAUAGGUGUAUGGUGGGAUAAAUUUCAUAUCGUUAGUUCCUGAGAAUUGAUCUUUGGUUAUUAUGUCAAAGAGAUCAUGUGCCUAUUGUUUGUACUGUCUACUGUUUGUACUACGUCCUGAGGAUAUCAUUAGAACAUCCGUCCAUUUUAUAUGUAAUAAGUGAUGGAGUUUCUUACCUGGUCAGAGAGGGAGCUCUUCAUUUAUGAUAAAAAGUUGCUCUCCUUCUUAGUUUUUUUUAAAAUAAUUUUUUAAUAUUUUUAAGUUUAACUUUUUUUAAAGAAAUAAAAAUAAUAAAAUAUUAAAAAUAAUAAUUUAUAAGAAAAUAUGAGACUUACCAAGAAGUUGAAGUGAUGGUAAGUUUUUUUUAUUAUCGUAGACAGAUAGAUAAGGUUUUUUAUUUUUAAUGCGGUAUUGAUAUGAUAUCGAAAGAGCUCUUGGAGAGUUGUGACGCAUGUAUUUAUUAUGGAAAAAUCUCUAAAUAUUUUCUUCAUGGUCUCCAUGUUGCCACGUUGAGUUCCCACUGCCUUAAUAUUCAUUUCGUUCCAAGCUAAGCAAUCACAUAAGAUUAAAAAAAAAGCUUAAUUGGGUUUUGCAAAUUAUAAUAAUAUUUGAGUCGAAUCCGGAUUUUGAUUGGCAAGUCGUAAACCAAACCACACUGAAAAAUCGAAAUUAUCUACUUUAAAUAAUAAGGUGUAUAUUUGCAAUUUGAAAUCUGUUGUGACUAAAUUAAUAUUCAUGAUUUUAUGCGUUAAAAAUAAAAAAACAAUUCAGUUUAGUGAUGAUUUUUGAAAUCGCGGUUUGAAAUAAUGUAAAAUAUGAUGUUGGAGACAGAUUUUACUUCAAAUUAUACUUCGUUAAAAUUCUUUAAAAAUGUGAUGUUAAUUUUUUUCGAUUUAUAAAUUGUCAUUUGAUUUAACUUGGUAGGCCGCAUAGGGGAAACCAUACGUAAGUGAAUUUCUGGCCUUUUUUAUUCUUUGGAGAGCUUAUGCUCGAUGAUUCUGACCUAAUUCGUCUAACGUUCAUUAGUUUUUGCGUUCAGGUUGCUGUUCAAAGAAUUCCCCAGAG